UUAGGAUGUUGUAGAUUUAGUAUUUAAUCCCUUACGCUCUGUGAUCAGUCAGAAUCGGCGGCGUUACACCGAGGAUGAUAUAACCGAUCGAAUAAUCGCUAUGGGUUAUCCAGCAAAAAGUAUAGAACGUUUAUAUCGUAAUAGUAUGUGUCACACGGUUAAAUUUUUAGAACGCAAUCAUGCUGGACAUUAUAAAGUAUUCAAUUUACGGGGAAACUAUUUCUACAAAGUGGAGAAGUUUCAUGGGCGAGUGGGUCUAUACCAUAUGAAGGACCACCACCCACCAAGACUUGAUCUCAUGGAUCCUUUUUGCAGAGAGGUCAACGAGUACUUAAAGGCCGACCCUCGGAAUGUUGUAGCUGUGCAUUGCAAAGCUGGGAAGGGUCGGACUGGUGUAAUGAUUUGCGCCUAUCUUGUCUCAAUUAAUUUUUAUACCCUUCCACGUCAAGUAAUGGAUUAUUAUUCUAUCGUUAGAACUGUUAACAAUAAGGGCGUAACAAUACCUUCACAGCGUCGAUAUGUUUACUACUUUGCACAAAUGCACAAGUAUGGGCUGACGUACACACCGUUGCGGAUAGAACUUGUAGGAGUAUAUGUAGAGCGACCUCCACAACCAGGUUACUCUAUAAUCGAGUGGUUUUUUUUGAGUACGCUGUGCGCUCUUAGGAGUGAGGAAGAGAAACUAUGGGCCGGGAAAGUGCCGUUUGGAAAGGACAGCUACAAUCCAUCGAUGCUCAGCUUUGAUACAGAUAAGACAUGUGUUUCUAGGUUUGUGCUGUUUCGGAACCAUCGAAUUUUUCAUUUCGCUUUACGUUUCUGUUUUCAAAAAAUUUAG
Messenger RNA from Haemonchus placei, 835 nucleotides. Lineage: Eukaryota; Metazoa; Nematoda; Chromadorea; Rhabditida; Trichostrongylidae. The record is from the annotation of a GenBank genome assembly.